CAAGACGAGGCGAUGGCCAUAUGAACUGGGUGUUUGUUGGUAAAAAGGAUAUGAUCGUGGCGUCGCCAAAAACGGUGCGUUACCGUAACUGUACACUGUUCAAAGCAGGAAACGAGAGCGUUCUAUUUCCGCUGCAGCAACGAGAACCAGUACGUCAUAAAAGAGAGGAAAAUGUGGACUGGAAGGACAAACUGAGGCCAAGGGAAGAAAGCGCGUCCGUCCAGCUAAGUCGUUGGUCGCCAGGCAGCCGCUGGCGGUGUCGUUUCCAGACGAGAGUGCGUCGUAGCUGAAAGGGACGAGUCGAGGUCGUUGUUACCGUGUUGUAAAGCGUUCGAUUGCUCGGCUAGCCAGGCUCCAUUAGCCCGCCCGCCCGCCCGCUCGCUAGCGAUGGGCACGAGAGCGAGUCGCCUCCAGGAAGACCCGGUGCCUUCCACUCUGGGGAAGGACGGCACCACCAAGCGGGAUUCGUACCGGCGGCCCCGCUGUGCCAGGCCUACCAGCCUCAUGGUGGACUUCUCGGGCAGCUUUGAGGACACCGAAGUCAACCGGAGCCGCUCGGAGGAAGGCAGCGACUCCGACCUGGGCCAGCAUGGCGCGAGCGCCGACGGCAGCCCUGCCGACCAUCACGGAAUCCCGGCUAGCAUGAGCCAGGCGUCCCCGGCGGAUGACAACCACAGCGAAGGCAAGACGGAGGAGGACGGCAACACAAGCCCACAGGCUCCCGCCAACGUGGAGCACCAGCCCGGAGACGAAACAGGCCACACGCCCCACCGCACGUUCUCCGAGCGGCUGCCCGGAAACCGACACGCCGGGGGCCGCAGCGUCGGAGCCAGGUCUGCCCGCGUUCGGGGCACCCACCAGCGGCCGGUGUCUGAGGCUUGGAUCGGCCUGUACCGCGUCAACAACCGCCAUGGCAAUAUCCGCUGUCCUUUCUGCUCCAAGCCGUUCCCGGGCGGUCGCAUCGAGGAUCACCUACUGAGCUGCCUCACGUCCCCGCCGCUUCCCUACAACGCGGACGUGCUGAGCAAAGACAGCGGCGAGUGCUCCAUCUGUCUGGAGGAUCUGGUGCAAGGCGAGACCAUUGCCAGGCUGGCGUGUCUCUGCGUCUACCACAAGAGCUGCAUCGACGCUUGGGCUAAGGUGAAGCCCUGCUGCCCAGAGCAUCCAUCAGAUUGACUCCCAGGUCACAUGACUUCCCCCGCCAUGACUCAGGAGACCUCCAUGUCAACAUUCUCUCCUUAUGAAAACUGAAACAUACUCACCAAGCCACCAAGAAGCUCCGGGCGGCGCGGACCUCUUCCUGUUCCUCUUGUAGGUCCGGACCAUUUCGCAACAAACUGUAAACAAAACAAAACAAAAAACCAUGGCUGCUUUUGGAUUUAACCCCUCGCUCGCCAGGUUGGCAUCAGAUGAUGUCAUCUCUGGCCGGGAUGAGGAAUUUCAGUCACCACCUGUGUAUU
Molecule: messenger RNA, 1460 nt
Organism: Syngnathus acus (greater pipefish)
Lineage: Eukaryota; Metazoa; Chordata; Actinopteri; Syngnathiformes; Syngnathidae
Exons: 5
Coding region: 388-1176 (262 amino acids)
Source: RefSeq, a predicted model, not a curated record